AUGAUCGCUUACCAGGCAUCGCAGAGGGCUCUGAACAACGAGCCAUACACUGACGACGUGAAACUGCUGGAAAAAUGCAUUAGUGUUCUCGAGUACUGUGCGAUCAAAGACACGCUUGCUGGCAGGUUUCGUAACAUUCUUGCAGCUCACAUGGGGAAGCUGCAAGAUUACAGAUCUCAGACAAGGGAUGGUGAAGAGUUCGCGACGCCCCCGACUUCUCUGGCGAGUGACAGCCUCUUCUUCUUUGACCGUGGUUCAUCUGAGCUUCACACAGCAGUUUUUGACUUACUUCGCCUCAUACAUCGCCCAUUCAGUGGCCUGAAAGACGUCGCGACAAAGAGUACUCUCUCGAAUCGCGCCGAGACAACUAUGGGCACCCACCUUGAGUGGGAGUACGAGCUCAAAAACAGAGACGAUCCAGAAGUACCACCGAACGUAGAUGAGGAUCGGAUUCAGGAAGUUGCGCGAGGUAAUCACACCCAUGCGCUAUUCCAACGCCUCGACGUCCAGGAUGAACCCAGCAUCACAUCAGCCUUCAACACCAUCCGUGCUAAGCUUCGUCAUCCGAUCCGGGGGCUCGUCUCCUGCGCCGCCAUCUCCGGCGAAAGCGAUGCUUGUUCGUACCCCAUCGACACGUUUCGUACAAUCCUCGAUAUUAAUAUCUCCGGCACCUUCCUCAUCGCCCGUGCCGUAGCGAACGAAUUGCACAACGCCAAGCAAUCGGGAAGCAUCGUCCUAUUCGCCUCGAUAUCGGGUCACAUUUCUAACCACGGAAUCAACACUGCCGCGUACAAUGCUUCGAAAGCGGCAGUGCAUCAACUUGCUCGAUCGCUUGCCGCCGAAUGGGGUCACCCACAGAACACUUUUCCCGGUAGCACGGUCACGGCAACAAACCCAAAUCCCAGCCAAGAGCCACGAAAAGCUUAUCCGCCGAUCCGAGUGAAUACCAUCAGCCCCGGUCACAUUGACACGCCUCUGAGCGCGGAAGCGCGGAAGAGGGGGUUGACGGACGAGUGGGCGAAACAGAAUAUGCUGGGGCGAAUUUCGGUGCCCGAAGAGUUUCGAGCGCCGGUGCUGUUCUUGCUGAGUGAGGGAAGCAGUUAUGUCACUGGUUCUGUAAGCUGA
This is a messenger RNA of Alternaria novae-zelandiae, 1125 nucleotides long. RefSeq lists its product as uncharacterized. Bases 1 to 1125 code for a protein of 374 amino acids. Lineage: Eukaryota; Fungi; Ascomycota; Dothideomycetes; Pleosporales; Pleosporaceae. The transcript has 2 exons. Gene Ontology annotation, cellular component: intracellular anatomical structure. The record is from RefSeq and is a predicted model, not a curated record. Gene Ontology annotation, molecular function: oxidoreductase activity, acting on NAD(P)H, oxygen as acceptor.